This is a messenger RNA of Pantherophis guttatus, 4646 nucleotides long. The record is from RefSeq and is a predicted model, not a curated record. Lineage: Eukaryota; Metazoa; Chordata; Lepidosauria; Squamata; Colubridae.
AUGGCUGCCGCCCCCCUCAGUUCUUCUGAGGUUAAAUACAUUCGAAAUGUCCCUGACUUCGAUACUGAUGAAUUCUUUGAGAGAUGUACAGACUAUCUGAAUCAGAAUCACAUUUGUGACAGUUUUGAGAUUUUGAGAAUAGCCUCUGUGUUGGGUCCAGAUGAAGAACUUGAAAAACGUUUGCGAAAAUAUGUGAUGAAGAAUGUCCUAAAGAAGAUAGAUGAUAACCAGCCACUAGAGUAUUUGUCAGAGCUACGUCCUGUUACCAUUGUUUUUGUGAAUAUGCAGUUUGAAGAAAAUGCCAAUACACACCAUGUGUGUAAGGCUAUCCAAGAUGCCACUGCUAUGAUCACUGGAACAAUAUUGCCCCUUAGUGGUAACAUUAAUAAAGUCUUCAUGUUUGACAAAGGCUGCACUUUUCUUUGCAUCUUUGGUCUUCCUGGCGAUAAACAAGCAGAUGAAAGCACAAAUGCUCUUGAUAGUGCCCAUAAAAUUCAUGCUUUCUGUUCCACAGCACUUAUGAAAGUAAAGAUUGUUUCUAUUGGGGUCACUGGUGGGCCAGUUUUCUGUGGAGUCGUUGGUCAUCGUGUGAGGCAUGAAUAUACAGUGAUUGGACGAAAAGUUAACCUUGCUGCACGGCUGAUGAUGUUUUAUCCAGGAUUAGUAAGCUGUGAUGCCCUCACUUAUUCCAAAUCUAAACUGCCCCACUACUUCUUUGAAGAGCUCCCAUUAGUUGAGAUGAAAGGUGUUGUGAACCCUGGAACAGUCUAUCAAUUUCUUGGUAUUACAGAAAAAGCAAUGAUUUACAAAGCAUAUUUAACCAAGGAGAGAUCUGAAAUUUAUCCUUUACUAGGUCGCAAGAAGGAGACUGACAUCUUUGAAAACUUACUGGAAAAAUUUAAAGAAACUAAAUUAAGCCAUGUUAUAAUAUAUGAAGGUCUCAUGGGAUAUGGAAAAAGCCAACUAGUAACUGAAAUUGCCUAUAUAGGACAGGCUCCUGGGCAAAAGGUUGUGGCAAUGGAGCUGACAAAGAUAAAUGCAUGGCAAAACUUCUUUGCUGUCCGGACACUGAUGGCAAUGUUCCUGGGGGUGGAUGUCUGUAAAACCUAUGAUGCAAGGCAGUAUAUCCUUCUGAGCAAGUUGCGUGGAGUUAUAGAAGAACAAUAUCUAUGCCUUUUCAACAAUCUUUUUCAUGUUAAGUUUCCUACAUCAGAAGUGGUUUCUCAAAUGGACAAUGACAGAAAGAAUAAAGAGAUUGAAACGAUGCUUUUAAAAAUUCUAAUUAAUGCAGCAGAAAAGGAAGUCCUCAUUUUUGCAAUUGAUGAAGCUCAGUUUAUUGAUAAAGCCUCUUGGGAUUUCCUGGAUAACUUACUUAAGAGUGUUCCGAUCUUUGUUGUUAUGGCUUUGUCUCCUAUCAAUCACAAGGGACGAAUACUUUGUUCCAGUGCAGCCCAAAUCCUGAAUAGUCCAAGCACAACUUUUAUUCAGCUAAGGGAAUUAAGUCCUUCAGUAAUUAUUCAGAAAGCCUGUCAAGAUCUUGGAGUGGUCAGUAUCGCCAGGGAGCUUGAAACAUUUUUAAUACAAAGGAGUCAUGGAAACCCAUUUUACUGUGAAGAACUUCUCCGAAACCUCCACUUAAACAAUGUGCUUCAAUUCCAUGUGCUGGACGAAGAUGAAGAGAAAGAGGAUGAAUGGGAUAGCCUUUUUACCACUACUGUUCUCAAGACUCAUGCAUCCAAAAUGUUAGACGAAGAGACUGAAUUAUAUAUUUGCACAGUCGGGCAAAAUGUGAAGCUUACCACCAUCAGUCUCCCUCCAACAUUAAAAGGAAUUGCUCUGGCUGCACUGGACAAUAUGAAUCCUUCAGAGCAGAUGGUGGUGAAAUGUGCAGCUGUCAUUGGUGUGAUGUUCACUACAGAGAUGCUGCUUUAUAUCCUCCCAGAAUGGACAAAAAGGAAGAUGUACCAGACUCUGGCAGCACUGGUGGAAUCCCGUAUCUUUAAGUGUUGUAGUGAAAGAAAAGAAGUGAAUAUAACCCAGCGCAUGUUAUCUAAAGAGUUCAGCAUCAGCAAUAAUGAACUGAAAUCACUUAGGCAAGAAUCAGAUCUUGGAUCGGUUAUUUCCAAUAGGCUCAAACUAGAAGAGGCUGUGAUGCAUUGCAAAAUCAUGGAGUUUUGCACACCAUUGUUGCAAGAAGCAGCUUAUGAAUUGUGGCUUAAGAAUCAGAAAAAAGCCUUGCAUUUCAAAUGUGCCAGCUACCUGAAGUGGCUAGCUCACCGAUGCAAGUGUUGUGGGGAAGGUGAUUUCAUUCCUUAUCAUCGGUAUGCAGUAGAUGGCAUGCUUCAAAAAUUCUAUUCACAGGAAUAUAAAAUUAAAAAUAUCAAAGAGGAUGUGUUGAACGAGGCUGCUGUGAUCCUUGUUUCUGAAACCCUAAAAAAAUUGGAAGCAUCCCACCAGGAAGGUGCCGAGAAUCAAGAGAGGAAAGGUGCAUUUUCAUUAUCUCAUAAGAAAGGACUUUUCCGAAAGAGAGAAAAAGCAGAUUAUUCUUUUUUCUUCAGUGCUAGACAUCCGAGUGUUGCUGCUCUGAUGGAAUCAAGUGGUGACACACUAAUAGAAUGGAAGGAUAGUAGAAUUAAAACACGGCAGCUUACUACAGGAGAUACCCUGCGGUCAACCUUCAUCUUGCAAGAGUCCUUUAGGGCUGAAAAUUCAGAAUUGGAAUUUUUAAAAAGAAUGGAUGAAAUAAUCUUGCUUACUUUUAUGAGCAAGAAAAGGACCGAGACCCCCGGCUCACAGGACUGUGAAUGCAAAGAAAUUGUGGAGUCUGUUUCUGUGCCGUUAUCUCAGCACUACUUGGCUCUAGGGGAUUAUAGUCGGGCUUUUUAUUACCUGUUGGAAUCUGCAUCUGCUUAUGUCAACCUCUCCCACAACUACAUGGCCUUUACAUAUCUGAAUACAGCAGAGAGCCUCUUGAGAUCUUCGGAAUACAAGCAUAAACUCAUUAACCAAUUUGAGGUGUCCAUUUUGUACAGCCUGAAGGGAGAGGUCUGUUACAAUAUGGGUCAAAUUACUUCUGCAAAAAAACUGAUAAAGAAGGCUUUGAGCUUACUGAAGAAAAGCUUCCCAAUAACUGUUGUAGGAGCCUUUUGCAUGUUUAUGGUGGAAACUUCCAAACAUUUGUCUCAUCAGAACAAACAAACUUUAUGGCAAAUAUCCAGUGGCAGGGAGAAGAGACUAGCAGUUCUGUUCCAGCAAGGUCACUGCCUUUCCCUGCUGUGGCAGCUCUUCAAUCUGGAUGUAGCCAGAAGUAGGAAAACGUUCACCCGUUUGGCAGCCCUCAUGCAGGUGAACUGUGCAGAAGAGUCUCAAGAUGAAUCUCAGAUAAUCUCUUCCUAUAUGGAUUUCUCCCUCUGCUAUCAAAUGAUGGGUUGCCAACAUGAAUGGAUGAAGUAUGAGUUAAUGGCCAUCAAACGUAGUUCUCAUCUUCAAGUUGUUGGAGGAGGGUUACUGACAAUUGCUAAACUAGCAUCAUCAUUGGCUUACAUGAAGCUUUGUUUGGGGAACAUGCCUUUAGCCAUCCAACUGGGUUAUCGUGCACACGAGUUAUAUGAGCAGCUGAAGAGGCCUAACCUUGAUGCUACUGUGCUCCAUGAUAUUUUCAAAGCUCUUUAUCUUAGCACCAGAUAUCAAGAUUCUGUGCAAGUGUUGAGUUGCCUAGAAGAUCUCACCUUUCGAGAUGACAAUAUUAUUGGACAGUCACUCUUCAUUUCGGGGUGUCUGAACAUUAUACUUUAUGCUGGAUUUUGUUUUAAGCCAUUUAAGUACUGCCAGGAUUUUAUUCUCGCUAAUGAAACAAACUGCAUCCUCAUGUCUCAGAACAACAUCAUGUUGAGUUUGUAUUCUUCUCUGGCAAUUUGGUUUGCCAGACUUCAGCAAUGGGAUAAAUUCAUAAUACCAUUUGAAAAAGCAAGGCGGUUGGUGAGGAGAACAUGUGCUUCACUCUGUUCUAACCAUGGAUUCUGUAAGUUGGUAGAGUGUGAGAUUCUGUUGUUAAGAAAAUAUAUAGAAGAGAGGCCUGACAAAGUCCGUGAGAUGCAUAACAGGAUAACAAAGAAUUUGGAUCAGAUAAUGAAUCAGUGUUCUAUAAGCCCAGUGUACUAUUCCAGGGUUUACCACCUGAAGGCCUAUGUCCAGCUGAUGCUUGGAAAUGAUGAACUCAGCCAAAGCUUUCUUGAGAAGGGAUUCUACAGUAGUGAUAUCUAUGGGAAUCGUUUGGAGAGAUCCUGGCUAGAGAUUAGCAAGGAGUGGUGGUUCACUGGAAAAAAACCCAUGGAAGACUUUUGGUUAAAGGCAGUUCCAGAUUUCCCUGUAUGGAAUGUAAACAUGACAGCCCAAGAGAUGGGAGCUUUCCAUAAAAACAUGUACCUGCUGAAAGUGCCAGAACUGGAUAUAAGCAAUCCAUUCCCAGAAAGUAGCGUAGAAGAAUAAUAGUGAACUGAUUGCAGGAAAUCUCGUCUGAAACAAAUUUUGGUUUAUUUGUUUUCUUGUACAAACUCCACCUUUUCCUGUGUUAAAUCCAGAGUGUAGCAUUUGAUAUGUAUGUUCAACUUUUAAAAUUUCUUAUUAAAAAACCCUUUCAUCUUUCA